Molecule: messenger RNA, 1506 nt
Organism: Ipomoea triloba (trilobed morning glory)
Lineage: Eukaryota; Viridiplantae; Streptophyta; Magnoliopsida; Solanales; Convolvulaceae
Product: serine carboxypeptidase-like 11
Exons: 14
Coding region: 16-1419 (467 amino acids)
Biological process (GO): secondary metabolic process; proteolysis
Molecular function (GO): serine-type carboxypeptidase activity; acyltransferase activity, transferring groups other than amino-acyl groups
Source: RefSeq, a predicted model, not a curated record
UUAAAUUUGACGAAAAUGGCAGUGGCAAAUCUUUUGCGACGAAGAUGCUGCGCUUCUCUUCCUUUGCUUCUAGGAACCGUCGUCCUAGUUUUAGGGUUUUGUUCUUCACAUGUUUCCUUAGCAUUGGCAGCAGCAGGGUCUAAGGUGGAGUAUCUCCCAGGGUUUCGUCACGAAGGUCCUCUUCCAUUUGAACUUGAAACCGGUUAUAUCGGUGUCGGAGAAUCGGAGGAUAUCCAACUUUUUUACUAUUUUGUAAAAUCAGAAUCAAAUCACAGUGUUGAUCCUAUCGUGCUUUGGAUCUCUGGUGGCCCGGGUUGCUCUUCUUUGUACGCCCUAACUCAAGAAUUGGGACCAUUGUUAUUUGAUCUACCGAAGAAUAACAGCGCCUUACCUACACUAUCGUUGAAUCCUUACUCAUGGACAAAGGUUGCAAGUUUUAUUUUCCUAGACUUACCCGUAGGAACAGGAUUUUCAUAUGUUAAAAGUUCCAAAAAUUAUACUUCAAAUAGUGAAGAAACAAGUGAUCAUGGAGCUGAAUUUCUUCGCAAGUGGUUAGCAGAUCAUCCUGAAUAUCCAUCUAACUCGUUCUAUGUUGGUGGGGACUCAUUUUCUGGUGUCACUGUUCCAAUGGUUGUUAAUGCAAUAUCAUAUGGGAUUAAUCUAGGACUUAAUCCACAAAUUGAUCUUAAGGGUUACUUCGUUGGUAAUGCGUUCACAUAUCCAAUCAGUUAUAUUGUCCAAAUGAUUCGCGGAUUUGGUCUUAUUCCAGAUGAAAUGUAUAAGUCAUACCAGGAAUGUGGAGGGAAUCUCAUUUGUCUGUUGAACUUCCUUAAAAUCGGACAGUUGACUUUAGUAAAUUUUCCGCAACAUAUUUUAGAGACAAAUUGUAUUGCGCGGAACGAAAUUGGUGCCUCAUAUGGACAAAGCUCUGUUGCUAAAAGGUUCCGUGGCUUCAAUGUACAUGCCUUGGAUCCUUAUUUCUUAUGUAAGGGUGCGCAACUCAUAUCUCAGUGGGCUAAUGACGGUAGCGUUCAAGAGGCCCUCCAUGUACGGAAGGGAAGCAUUGAAGAGUGGGUGCAAUGCAGAGAUGAUUUGCCAUUCAACAGAACUGUGCUCGACAGCAGACCAUAUUAUGCAAUCCUUAGCAUGCAAGGUUACAGAUCUCUAAUAUACAGUGGAGAUCAUGAUUUGUUUGUAUGCUCACUUUCAACUGAAGCAUGGACAAAGUCAUUGGGUUAUUCUAUAAUUGAUGAUUGGCGACCAUGGUUUCUGAACAACCAAAUUGUUGGCUAUACAAGAACCUUCUCUAACAACAUGACAUAUGCCAAAAUCAAGGGAUCGGGCCACAUUGCUCCAGUAUACACGCCCCUUGAAUGCUUCAUCAUGUUUAAAAGAUGGAUAUCGUAUGAAAAACUUUAAAAUUUGUUUAACUGUGGUAAAAUAUAUCUUUGUUAAAAGUAUGUUUUAAAUAAAUAAAAAUUGUUGUACUAGAGUUCUAUUUUGGAA